Messenger RNA from Manduca sexta (tobacco hornworm), 2297 nucleotides. It is a transcript of the gene Vti1a, whose product is annotated as vesicle transport through interaction with t-SNAREs homolog 1A. The record is from RefSeq and is a predicted model, not a curated record. Gene Ontology annotation, cellular component: SNARE complex; endoplasmic reticulum membrane; ER to Golgi transport vesicle membrane. Gene Ontology annotation, biological process: intracellular protein transport; Golgi to vacuole transport; intra-Golgi vesicle-mediated transport. Bases 167 to 799 code for a protein of 210 amino acids. The transcript is spliced from 5 exons. NCBI's taxonomy places the organism in Eukaryota, Metazoa, Arthropoda, Insecta, Lepidoptera, Sphingidae. Gene Ontology annotation, molecular function: SNAP receptor activity; SNARE binding.
CAUCAAAUGCUCUAGUUGUUUAAAUGCAAAACAAAUACGUUUGGAACGAAACACAUAGGAAUCGUCAGGAGUCGUGGAAUUCGUGGAUGUAAAUUUCAUGAUGUUUAUUAUCGAUUUCAAACUGUUUAGUUAGCUUUAAUUGUUUCUUUAUUGUGUAUAAUUGAACAUGGCUACGUUGAUACAGUCCUAUGAACAGCAGUAUUCUGUUCUCACAGCGGAUAUCACUGCUAAAAUAGGACGGUUAAAAACAGGCAAUGAAGAAAACCGUGAACAGUUAUCUAGGGAAAUACACGCAAAUUUCGAAGAGGCAAAUGAUUUGCUGGAACAGCUUGAGUUGGAGUCGCGCGGCGCCGGGGCGGGGUCUCGCGUGGCUGCCUACCGAGCUGAGCUGCAACGGGUGAGGGAUGAAUACCGCUCUGUCACCACCAACUCUAAUAACUACAACAUAGAUUCAGAGGAAGUGUACGAUGAAUGGGGCGGCGCUAACGAGCAGCGUCGUAAGCUGCUGGACAACUCGGAGCGGCUAGAGCGUGCAGGCAAGAGCCUCACUGAGGGGUACCGCGUCGUGCUGGAGACGGAGCAGAUCGGCGCCGCCGUGCUGCAGGACCUCAGCGUGCAGCGCGAGACCAUACAGAGGUCGCGGGGACGGUUGAGAGAAACCGACGAGCAAUUGAACCGUUCCUCUCGUCUCAUGAACUCAAUGAUAGUACGAGCAUUGCAAGACAGGUUCAUACUAGUAAUGGUGUUCCUGGUGAUUGGAGUGCUGCUGUGCGCCGGACUGUACUUCUCGGUCACUUAGCGGGCGCACGCGCACCGUCACUACAUAUAUCCUGUGCCGAUACAUGUGAGGGUGUUCAUGGUGUUGUGUAAGUUGUUGUGCUGAUGCGAAUGGAUUGUCUGAGGCGGUGGUUUAAAAUUGAACAUAAAUAGGUUUGCAAGAGAGGCGCAUUUUGCACAAAAUACUUAUUUGUGGCAAUUUAUUAGCAUGUUUAUUCAUAUUCGUUGAAAUUUGUUGGUGAUUCCAGUAAUAGCAAGUAUUGUUUGAUAAUCACCAAAUGAUAAUUUUCUGUAGUUUUCUCGCCUGCUAAAUUGUAAUCUUUAUUGUGAAAAUUGUUAAUACUAAAAAGUUGGCACAUUGUUACAGAUUGUUAUAAAAAACUUGGAUCAAUUUUAAAUCACCACAUUAAAGAAAAAUAAUAUUACAUUAAGUACUUAUAUAAACAGUUCCAAGUUUAUUGUAAUAUGUAAAGUGGUAUACAAAUAAGUAGCUUAAAAUUACUAUAUUUAUAUUAUGAAAUAUAUAUAAAAUAUUUGCAAGCAGUAACAAUAUUUGGCAGUGAAAUAUCACACAUUGCCUUCCUAGGGCAGUUUGUAACCUUUUGCCAGUGAUUUGCAUAUCCUUUUUGUUUAUGGCCAAGUAUUGUAACAAUAAGUGUACAAUAUCACUCUUAUAGUCCAAAUGUUACUGAUUUAGGAACUUGGCAUAUAUCUUACUCUCUACUCAUAUUUGUUUAGCUUAUAUUGUAAAAUUAUAAAUAUUAUGCUAUGUUAAAUGCAAUAAAGAAUAAAUAUAUUUUAUAAAUUGGGAUAUUAGGUAAACAAAUUUAUAUUAGCGUUUAAUGUUGAAUUUACUUUUUAACAUUCCUUUAUAAGCCUGGUAUACAUAAGAUCUUCGACAAGGUUAAAAACGAAAAUGUUAAGUCAUAAUUUUGAUGUAAGGGGCAAAAAAAUAACUCCUAUUAUAACAAACUUACGACUGAUGAACAGAUGAAACCAGCAAAAGAUGACAUUGCCUAAAAAACGAGAUUUUAUAAUGUUCUCGAUUAUAGCUUGCGAGAUUUAUCUUGUGCAAAUUACUUUUGGGAAACAGAUUUUAGUUUUGGAAAGAUUAGCUAGAAAAAUGUAUUAAUAAAACAGUAAAUUUGUUUUAUUUUUAUUUUAUCGAUUGUAAUAAAUAUUAUGAUAUUCAUGUUUAGCUCAUUGAAUUGAGAUUCUUUUGAUACAUUGUGUUGGAAAGAUAAAGUAUGACCAACCACAGUAGAUUCAACCGGUUUUAAAUAAUGUAAAAAGAAAAAAAUAUAUUAUGUAAUAAAUAUUUAUUGGAAUUAGAGUUUAGCCUUUAUCUUACGCUAACUUUAGUUACAAAACUAUAUAAGGCAUAGUUAUUAACUGUUUUUGAGGUCAAUAUCCCAAUGGUACAAGAGGCUGUCACAACAUAGCUAGGAUAAACGUUUGAUAGAUAGAGCAUAUAUAUAAAUAUAGCUUGUUAAGUAUUAAUAAAUGUGCUAUUUAUUCUA